Rosa chinensis is the source of this 2490-nucleotide messenger RNA. Its product is annotated as transcription termination factor MTERF4, chloroplastic. Lineage: Eukaryota; Viridiplantae; Streptophyta; Magnoliopsida; Rosales; Rosaceae. The coding region runs from base 280 to 1833 and encodes 517 amino acids. Gene Ontology annotation, molecular function: double-stranded DNA binding. The record is from RefSeq and is a predicted model, not a curated record. The transcript is spliced from 2 exons. Gene Ontology annotation, biological process: regulation of DNA-templated transcription.
AUUACAUCCCCGUAGACUAAUUUUUCUAGAAAGAGCUUGAAUGGUUUAUUACAACUUUACAAGUUGGGCCUGGCUUGAAUGAUUCUUAAAGAGCUCAACGACACACUAUACGUCUUCACCUAAAAGAAAAACGACACGAGAGAAAUGAGGGCAUCGAUUUCGCUAGCAGAGGAGCAGACCACCAUGCCUCCCCUGUUUCAAGAUUGAGAGCAGCAGAAUCUAAGUAAGCCCUUCUCUCCCUCUUGUAAAUCCAAGGACCAAUUUCUCGUUUUUCUGGAAAUGAUUACCUCACAGCUAAGAGGAAGAGGAAGCAAACCCAUACCCAUCACCAAAAUCGCCAAAGUCUUCCUCCAAAACCCACACAAACUCACUCCCAUAUCCCCACCAACCCAAUCCCACCAGAACCCAUGUGCCCCACUCUCCCAUACCCAAAACCCUUUAUGGGUUUCACAGAGCUGUGACUAUUCAACGCACUCCUCUAAGUUUCCCGAGUAUGAAAUGCCCUCAGUCACUUGGGGUGUGGUCCAAGGCCGCAAAGAGAAGCUUGUCUCUAGAGUCAUAAUAUGUGACUAUUUGAAGAGUAUAGGCAUAGUUCCCGAUGAAUUGGAAAACUUGGAGCUACCCUCCACUGUUGAUGUCAUGAGGGAAAGAGUUGAGUUCCUACAGAAGCUAGGAUUGUCGAUUGACGACAUUAACGAGUACCCUUUGAUGCUCGGAUGCAGUGUCAGGAAAAACAUGAUACCCGUGUUGGCUUACUUGGAGAAAAUUGGGAUUCAGAGGUCGAAGCUAGGUGAAUUUGUUAAGAAUUACCCGCAAGUGUUACAUGCUAGUGUGGUAGUUGAGCUUGUUCCGGUGAUCAAGUUCCUUCGUGGGCUCGAUGUGGAGAAGCUGGAUAUUGGCUAUGUCUUGCAGAAGUAUCCAGAGCUUCUCGGAUAUAAGCUUGAGGGGACUAUGAGUACUUCUGUUGCGUAUCUUGUUAGUAUUGGUGUUACUCCUAGGGAUAUAGGUCCCAUGGUCACCCAGUAUCCUUAUCUAUUGGGCAUGAGAGUUGGGACUGUGAUUAAGCCUUUUGUUGAUUAUUUGGUUUCCUUAGGUUUGCCGAAAAAGAUUUUGGCUAGGAUGUUGGAGAAGCGCGCAUAUUUACUUGGUUAUGAUCUUGAGGAGACUAUUAAGCCUAAUGUGGAUUGUUUGGUUGCUUUUGGGAUCAGGAGGGAAGCACUUGCUUCUAUUGUUGCUCAAUACCCCCAAAUUCUUGGUCAGCCUUUGAAAGCUAAAAUGUCUUCACAGCAGUUUUUCUUCAGUAUGAAGCUUAAAAUUGAUCCUGAAGGGUUUGCACGGGUGAUAGAGAAGAUGCCGCAGAUAGUCAGCCUUCAUCAACAUGUGAUAAUGAAGCCUGUUGAGUUCCUUCUUGGACGGGGGAUACCUUCAGAAGAUGUAGCUAAGAUGGUCGUAAGGUGUCCCCAAUUAGUGGCACUGCGUGUUGAGCUCAUGAAGAACAGUUAUUACUUUUUUAAGAGUGAAAUGGGGAGACCAGUGAAAGAGCUUGUGGAAUUUCCGGAAUACUUUACAUAUAGUUUAGAAUCCAGGAUCAAACCUAGAUACCAGAGGUUGCAAAGCAAGGGGAUUAGGUGUUCUUUGAAAUGGUUCCUCAACUGUAGCGAUCAGAGAUUUGAGGAGAGGUUGCAAGGGGAGUACAUUGAAACAGAGAUUUCCGGUCCAUCAUUUUGUAUGGGAGGGAAGUUAGAGCUACCUGGGGUUGGAAAUGAGAUGGUCUCAGAUGGGGAAGACGAGAGUGAUGAUGAAAUACUUUACAGACGCACUGUAUCCCUGUAGUAAAUUUGGUUGACAUUUGGAAGCUGAAUCAUUUGAAAUAUCUAAUUCUCUAUAUGUUAUAUCUUUUGGAAUGAAUCAAGUUUCCCCCUUUGAGUAAAUAUCUUAUAGCCUCUGGCCUUGUGUUCUGAGUCUGAUAAGUUCAUUUUUAUGAGUCGUACUUGUUGGGAAAUAGCUCUUUGAAAUAUCUAUUUGAUCUGAAUCAUAGGGUGGCAAGAUUUAAAUAUGGCUUCAUGUAAAGGAAGCAGAAGACAAUAGGGAUCUUGUUGUUGAAGCAAGGGAAUCAGCAGCAGUUCAUGAGGUUGCGAUGCUUUUGCCUCUUUCCGAACUCCUUCAGCGUAUAGCUUCCAUCAAGGCCAAUUACAGUAGUUGCUUGCAGGUUCCUCUGCUUUCUUCAUUUCCUAUUAAAUUUUCUAUACAACUAUGCUUUUCUGCUAUUAUUAAAUAUGAGCUCAACCAUAAGUUUUACUAUUAAAGUUGGAUUAUAUUUUGAGCAUUUCAGAAUCAACAUGUAUUUCCUGGUAUUUUGUUACUUCUCUAUCAGUUUUUCCUCAACUUUUCCCAAAUCCGAUUAUUUUUAUGAUGAUAUAUUAUGUACUGGGAAUUUAGCUCAUUCUUUAUAUGCAGCAUUUAUUAAUUAAAACUUAUAUUUCAAUAAAA